Messenger RNA from Hyaloscypha bicolor E, 150 nucleotides. RefSeq lists its product as uncharacterized. NCBI's taxonomy places the organism in Eukaryota, Fungi, Ascomycota, Leotiomycetes, Helotiales, Hyaloscyphaceae. Gene Ontology annotation, biological process: mycotoxin biosynthetic process. The record is from RefSeq and is a predicted model, not a curated record. The transcript has a single exon. The annotation marks the transcript as partial.
GAUCAUUGCAUCGACGUCCUUCGCCAAGGAAUACUCUGCGGUUCUGAUAUCUCACUCUUUCCUGUAGAAUGGCCAUCAGCAGAAGAAAUGCCACGAGCAGACUUCUCGCAUAAACAUACAUGUAAAGAUUGGCGGCGGAUCUUUCAGUAG